UGAGGAUAGAUUGUAAGGUUGGGAUUUUAAGGCUCGAAACGUAAAGAUUUCGUCAUUGAAGCCAGAUAAUCAGAUCCAUCCAGAUCAAAUAUCUUCUCUGGAGGUCCGUUUGGAUAGUGAAGGUCAUCGUAUCAACCUCUAGCAAUCAUUCUGGCAAUUGAGGAAUUGUGGUAGUACCAGGAUUAGUUCAUAGAGUUCAGACAGUACUUAUAAUAAAGCAAGCAAAUAUCACAAACUGAACUACAACAUUUGGUGUAGUUCCAUAUUCAUCUAGAUUCUGAAGAUCUUCCAAAGUACUCCAGAUCAAUUACUAUAAUCAGAAGAUAUACACAGACCUCCACAUCCAUCGUAUCAUCAUCAUCAUAUUUAUUAGAUAUUAACGUCAAUUCAUCAAUAAUAUUACAAUACACCCAUAGAUCAUCUCCAAAUCUUAUACAACCACAUCAUCUACUUCAAUCAACUUAAUUAAAAUGGACCUGGUAUCGUCAUUCUUUGAAAACAUCCUCGUCGUAGAUCCAGAUACAGCCGGUAAAGCGAAAUCGCAGCCAGAACCAAACAGGCGCAAUUCUGGGCUCAACACAAUGGACUUCUCGUCGUUGUGGAAUUACGGAAAGGAAUCUCCCAGUUCGUCUUUCUUGAACAACUCGUAUAUGGCUGAUAAGUUAAUGGAGAAAAUCAUAGAGAUGAUCAUACCGAUGGAUGUGUCGGAUGCUCGUACUGGCCAGAUGCUUGAUAGAAUCGAAAUGCAGAAACUGCGUCCUCCGUUACUGAUGGCGAUCAUGUCCAACAACUCAACUGAAUUGAAUAAACGUAUGACGAAUAGUUUUGUCAUGACGGACAACAUCAUCCGUUUCUUCAGCUGGACCCAUCCCUUUUACACUGUAGGAGUCUUGCUCAUUGCAACACAUCUAAUUCUCAAGCCGUACCUCAUGACAGUUCUUCCAUUGGUGCUACUUCUCGUGAGAGUGCUUAUUCCGCACUAUCUCAUUAUGUAUCCACCAGAUUCGUCGUAUUUGUCAGAGUACAUAGAACGCAAUCCAGAGCCAGCAUCUUACCAAUUGCACAAAUGUAAGGUCCCUGGCCCAAUUCCCCAGUUUUCAAGGGAGUUUGUGCUUAACUUGACAGAUUUACAAAACCUGCAAACGAUCUAUAUCUCUGUCUAUGACUUUGUCAUGUGGCUAACAAAAGAUUAUUUGUACUUUAAAGACGAGAACAUCUCGUCGGUGGUGUUUUUGACUGUUUUGGUGUUUGUAGUGACGAAUUUGUUUGUUAUGCCUGGACUAUUGUCAUAUUUGGCUAGCCACUUUUACGUAGUUCAAGGCAUGACAAUUGUAUUUGUCUGGGGAUUUGUCAUCGCUUUCCAUCCAUUUUGUCGUAGUCGCAUUUUGGAAUGGCUCUACAGCGAAGACACCAGACUUACGUUCUUGGAGAUGUCUAAUAAUGUUGAAUCUAAAUUCGUUGAUUACUUGGAAUCAGCUCAAGAACCUCCCAAACUCAAUGACGAGGGGUAUGUUAUUAAUUUGGACUCGAAGGAUAUAAAACUAGUAGAGAUCUUUGAGCUCCAAAGGUUGGACAACAAGACGAAGAUGUGGGAUUUGGUAGGUUUUACAAACAACAUCUACACAGUCAACACGGCUACGAGAAAAUUCAACAGAGGACUCUAUAAUUUCCUUGCAGAGGCUGACAAGCACGAGAACCACGAACACGAACAAGCCGCAUCAGAUAGAAAUAGGUACAUAAAAUUGAACAAGAAAUCAUCGAUCAACGAUGUGAUGCCACCAGUGAACUGGAAGUUUGCUGAUAGUAAAUGGGAACUAGACCUCGAAGUAGGCGAAUGGGUGAGACAAAAUUAUAUUGAGGAUCUCGUGAUGAUUGACGACGACGAAAAAUGGGUUUACGAUUACGAUUACCAAGACGGCCAUGUCUUGGACCAGGAUAACGAAAAGAACGACGUUCCAAGAAAUGUUUAUAGAAGAAGGCGUUGGAUCAGACAUGUUAUUCGAGAGAGUACUCUUGAAGAUGAUGAUCAACAAUAAUUUACAAAAAUGUAUGUGAAGUUAUAA
Scheffersomyces stipitis CBS 6054 is the source of this 2063-nucleotide messenger RNA. RefSeq lists its product as uncharacterized. The record is from RefSeq and is a predicted model, not a curated record. Bases 471 to 2036 code for a protein of 521 amino acids. Lineage: Eukaryota; Fungi; Ascomycota; Pichiomycetes; Serinales; Debaryomycetaceae. Gene Ontology annotation, cellular component: peroxisomal membrane. The transcript is spliced from 3 exons. Gene Ontology annotation, biological process: peroxisome organization.